CGGCUAGGACGAGAUUUUCAAUUCGCUCGCAACGGGCGGAUUGUUUUCUCUUCCGAAGGCCGUUGGUGUCAAUUUGCGCCGAGCCUUUCUAGGCGAAGCCGUACAUCACAAAGAAGAUGGUGGUGUUCUACGAACUCCAGCACCAGAAUGUGCCCGGGCGAGGUUGCAAAAGGCCUGCUACACACGGUCGCACGCUGGCCAGAACUGGCGCCACGAGCGAGAACAAAUCUGACGAUGCGGACACGACCGGAGCAGAUCAAAAGAUCGCGUCUGCUACCUCCGCCGGGACUAGCACACAAGAGGAAGAAGGUGGAAACGAGCAACAGCUUGCACCAGUCGAAGGGAUGACGACGACGACCACCGCGACGAUCACGACACCAAAAGCGGCAAACUCCACCGCAGCUCUCGCCACCACAACUUCUACUACCGCUUGUUUCCUCUCGCCCGCGCGGGCCACGCCCAAGGCCCAUCGCGGGAGCAACUUCUUUCGGGUGCACCACUCCGCGCGGCGGGCGUAUUUGGUGAAAUCGAUUACGAAGGACGAUUUUCGGAUUUCUUACCCGGAUAAGGAGAACUACCAUUCGAAAGAGAAAAUGAUGGCCCGGAAAAAAGUGUUGGAGGAGCAGAACCAACAGUUAUUGACGUCGAUGAAAUUGUCCAAACAAAACCCGAGGACGAUGAUGCUGCGGAACAAUCCGGAGGAUGGAGGUAUGGAAAAAAUCAUCAUGUCGUGAACGUGAUGUUGGUCGUCUAAAUUAAUCAGAACCUUGCAACACAGAUCCUCCAUAUUGGUCGCAAUACAAACUACUUUCUGCUUCUGCAAUACAAAGUUUCAUCAAAAAUCAAAUGACCUUACCUUAGAUCCCGACGUGCACACGUGGAUGAUUCGCGAUUUGCCGUGCCGCUUUCGGCAGGAAGAGCUCCGUUCGAUUCUGGACUACGAGUUUGGUCUCGAAAACAAGUACAAUUUCUUCUACCUUCCCAUGGACGUCCGGCUGCGGAACAAAAAAGCGGCUAACCGGGGCUACGGGUUUUUAAACCUGGUGGACAAAAAAGACUCGGCGUUGUUGAAGGCGGCACUACACGGUGAGUCGUUAUGUCGUGGUGCUUUUUUGUGAAUGGAAUCCGAAUCUUAUGCUUGUUUUGCAUGUGAGCUGCAUUCUACAAAAACAAAAUGCAUGCACUGCAUCACAAACUACACAAAGGUAAACGCCUCCCGGGGUCGGAAUCGAAAAAGUGUUGCCACUAUCAAAUGUAAAAAUGUCUGGGUCUGGAAGAAUGCAACUUGUCAUGCUAAGUCUGAAGCAUGCAAAAAUCUGUGUUGCAUGAUUACCAAAAGUCUUCCAGUUUUGACCAAGUCGGGAGGCAGUUUCUCAUACAGGAUAGGCAUGAGAAAGAUCGCGCAGAAUCUGUCAUGCUAGGCCCUGCAUUCCAGACGAGACCUCAUGGGUCAUGGAAAAGCUGCAUGACAAAUCGCGCAGUCUUCCAGACCCAGACAUUUUUACAUUUUAUAGCCACUUACAACCAGCCAAAAUCCAGGGUCUGUUUGCGAAUUUGUUGUUUUACAAGGGGCAGUUUUACAAUUCGAACUACAACGCCGCGAACUGGAACUACAGUACUAACGGCAACGGCUCUUACAGCAACGGCGCGAAUGCAAACGGGUUUUUUAACAACACUGGUACUGCUGGUACGGGAACAUCAUCUACAUCGAACAACGCAAAUACGUCGUCCUCGACCGGUAGUUCUUGUAACAACUAUUCGAACUAUCACCAGCACCAAAAUCACCCGAACCAGCACCAGGUGAUUAGCAACAAGAUCCCGACGGUGAAAAUUCCGUUUGUCAGCUCGUUUUUGGAGCUACAACUCUGUUUGGAGCAGCUGAAUCAGAUGGAGAUAUCUUUCGGUAGCUGUGGCGUAGAAGUGAAGGAAAGGGAGGCGGAUGAAACAACAACUGUGGAUGAAAUAAAUGAGGACAUAAGCAGCACCACAAACGGUGUCAAAAGCAAAGCCGGGAAUCAAAAAUCUGAUGGUGCAGCAGAAGACACAGCUCGAGGUGAUGAAGAUGUUUCGGCAAAAGCAAGCGACGACCAGAACAGUUCGCCCAAUGAGGAGCGGAAAAUGACUGACGGCGAGAUUUGUACUUCUAAAAACUACGAGCCAAAAACUACAAACAAGACCAACGAGUCGGAUUUGGGGUUGCUACUGGAAGGGCGUACCAUCGCGUUUUUGCCUGCCUUUGAAGAGGAGGAGGCUCCUGAUGAAGUUGUUCAUGUCGAGCAGCAGCUCCAGACCUCUGAUGCAGCUGCAGACGCGGCGGGAGGCACUACUGGCGCAAAGCUGAACGAGGAAGCGGCCACUAGUACAAGAACAACUACUACAUCUUCUGCACCGAAACUCAAAAAGAAAACGAUUCGGGAUAAGAAAUGGCUGCUGGACCAGGUGAUCAAAGAGCUGCUGAAGUCCUUUGAAAUUCUCGAGAAGGAUGAG
Messenger RNA from Amoebophrya sp. A120, 2487 nucleotides. Lineage: Eukaryota; Dinophyceae; Syndiniales; Amoebophryaceae. The record is from the annotation of a GenBank genome assembly.